This is a messenger RNA of Drosophila albomicans, 1319 nucleotides long. RefSeq names its product immunoglobulin-binding protein 1 (gene Tap42). The transcript is spliced from 2 exons. Gene Ontology annotation, cellular component: cytosol. Gene Ontology annotation, molecular function: protein phosphatase 2A binding. NCBI's taxonomy places the organism in Eukaryota, Metazoa, Arthropoda, Insecta, Diptera, Drosophilidae. Gene Ontology annotation, biological process: regulation of signal transduction; regulation of dephosphorylation. Bases 131 to 1270 code for a protein of 379 amino acids. The record is from RefSeq and is a predicted model, not a curated record.
AUAUCGCUAAUUUUUACAACACUGUUAAAGAAUACUCUCGAUGCAUCAACUUUGCUGAACAGCUGACAGAAAGCGGCUUGCAAAUAUUUCUGAACUAUUAAAUUUGUUAAUAAAAUUAAAAUAUAGUGAAAUGGCUGAAGCCAAUUCUGCGGAUGCAUCAAACGGCGAGGACAAGAAGCUAUCGGAUAUCUUUUUAAACGGCUGGAACCUCUAUGAUGAGCUCGAAGUCACUGAGCUGCCCUUUAAUGGCACCGAAUUCCAGACUAAAGUGAAAACUGCUAUGGGACAUUUUGAACAGGCCACUGUCAUCGUCAACCAAGUGAGCAUGUUCAGCUCCAAUGAGUUAAUCGACGAAGUCUCCACAGAUUCACUUCCUUUCAUGCUGCUGCCGUAUUUUUUGGGUAAGCUCGCCACCAAGGUGAACAAUCCGAAUAGUUCUGAGAUGCUAGAGUUGGGGGAGAUCUAUUUCAACGAUCACCUGCAGCGCUGCCAGGAAUAUGAGCUAUGUGAAGCGCCACAGAAAAAAGAAGUUGACAACAAAACGGAUGCAGCUCAGCAGAAAAGCGAACAACGCCAAUUAAUGGAGGCUGCUUAUAAUCGUAACGAUAAGAUCGCUCAGUAUCGCAAGAUGAAGGAGAUUGACGAAUAUAUCGGUCGAAUGCGCGCCGCCGUUAAGAACAAAACCGCCGACGAUGAGUUGCGUCGUGAAUUCUUUUUAAAGUAUUUGCAAAAGAGUAUCCUGGACACUAAGCAGGAGCUAGAGAGUCUGCGUGUCAUGAAGGAGAUGGUUAAGAUGCGUCUGGCCCACAUGAAUGCCGCUCAAAAAGAGCCCAUUGGACCACAGCAACAGCCUAAAGCUGGUGCUUCCGCUCAUGGACAUGGCCAUAGUCAUGGACCUCACAAUCAUCAUCAGCAUCCAACAGAGGCAAAACCGAAGCCCUUGCAGCCAUUCAUCAUUACGCGCAAUGCCACACAAAAGGCAGUUUUUGGCCUUGGAUAUCCCAGCUUACCUAUUAUGACGGUCGAUGAGUUCUACCACCAACGCGUCGAGGAAGGCAUCUUUCCUGACGACGAGAAAAUGGCCAAGAUCAAUCAAGAAAAAGCAAUUGCUGCUGCACUCAACCCUAACGUACAGGAGGAAGAGGAGAAGGCCAUUGAAGAUCAACAGGUAGAGGACGAUGAUCCCGAGUAUUUGGCACGUAUGAGGCGCAUGGAUGAGUACAAGGAUGUGGUGCGUCGUGGUGAUGGCAACAGACACAAUCGUAGUUAAACUACACACUCAAUUUUUAUACGAAUAAAGAAAGUAUUUAAUGGUUAAC